This is a messenger RNA of Aureobasidium musti, 744 nucleotides long. The record is from the annotation of a GenBank genome assembly. NCBI's taxonomy places the organism in Eukaryota, Fungi, Ascomycota, Dothideomycetes, Dothideales, Saccotheciaceae.
AUGCUCUCGGAUCUAUUUCUGAGUCGGUCGCGAACUCAGCUGUAUGGAUAUGACAAAGUUCGCGUGCCUUUCCACGCUAUUCGCGCUGCACAGCUGGUUUCGAGCAUCAUCGUUGGUAGUACAAUGGCAUUUUUCAUCUAUCAUCUACAACACGACAACUGGCCAACACCGUGGACUUUCAAAGUGGUAUGUGUAACCGUUUCGUGGAUCACGAUAGCUAUCCUGGCUGGUACCAUCGCUCUCCACCUGCGUGUCGGUCUCAAUCCUCGUCUCAACCUCAUCCUCAACUCCACGAUCUUCGUCAUUUGGACUAUUGGUUUCGGCAUGCUGUCCUGGUGGAUGUGGGGCACCCUGACACACUUCUGCGACGUCAGUCACUGGAAUGAUGGCACUGGCAUCAUGGUCUGCAAGAUCUACAAGGCUUUGUUCAGCUUUGCGCUGCUAGGACUCCGCAUGAACACUCUACGCGGCCAGCACUUCCGCCUGAAUAUCUUCGGCGACAANAAGACCAGUGAAGUUCCUACAAAUGGCCCAUACACCGAUGUCAACUCUCAAUCAAACUCGCAAGACAACCUCAACAACUCUAACGAGAGCUUACCGCACGUCGCAACUGGGGAUGCCUUCGAGGUUCCUAGCGCCGGAUCACAAAAGACCAGAGCAGGAUACACGAUUCCGGAAUCACAGUUUGACUAUGAGACUGGAUACCAUGGAGCACAUGCUGAGAGGGUGUUUGGUGCAAAGUAG